Molecule: messenger RNA, 2100 nt
Organism: Monoraphidium neglectum
Lineage: Eukaryota; Viridiplantae; Chlorophyta; Chlorophyceae; Sphaeropleales; Selenastraceae
Exons: 4
Coding region: 1-2100 (699 amino acids)
Biological process (GO): intracellular signal transduction; protein phosphorylation
Cellular component (GO): cytoplasm
Molecular function (GO): ATP binding; protein serine/threonine kinase activity
Source: RefSeq, a predicted model, not a curated record
AUGGAAGAGAGUCUGUUCCGACAGCUCUACUCGCGCAACGAGCCUGGCCUCGCAAGGCUGCCGGGGUCGUACUUCCGCGAGAGGCUCGAGCUCAUGAAGGGCAGUCUGGAUGGUUCAGCCUACGUCGGGAGCAUGGUGCUGCCAGACGGGAGGGCGGUCGUCGUCAAGGGCUUCAAGAAGGACGGCGCUGCAUGCUGGGCUGACCUGUCGAUGGCCAAGGCCGAGAUUGACGCCCACGAGGAGCUGGGCCCACGCCUGCUGUACCCCUUCCAUGUGCCGCGCCUGCUGGCCGUCUGCGAGGACAACAAGACCGCUCACCUGGUGUUCGAGCACGGCGGCCGGCCGUUCAGGCAGGCAUGCCGGGAGCUCAGCCCGGCGGAGGUCCUGGAGGUGUGCCGCGCCGUCGUGAGGGACGUCGCGCCGCUGCUGGUCCUGCUGCAUGACGAGGGCUGGUGCUACAGCGACCUCAAGAGCGACCAGCUGCUGCUGCGCCGGCGCCCCGACGGCGGCUGGGUCGUGCCGCUCAUCGACUUUGGCGGGCUGCGGCGCACGCACAGCUCCAGCGCGGCCGCCUUCACGGCCAAGUGGGCGGCGCCCGAGGCCGGGCCCGCGGUGCUGCGCCAGCUGUAUGGUAUGGAGCAGGACUCGUGCGCGCUUGCCGCGGUCAUGGGCCCGGCCUAUGACACCUGGGCCCUUGGCGCCAUCCUGGCAGAGGCGCUGGCCGGCGCCCACCCCUGGGACGUGCCCGCGCCCCGUGACGGCGGCGACGGCGACAACGAUGAUGAGUACGAGGCGGCGGUGGUGCGCCGCAUCAUGGACGACCCCCUGGCCUACCGGCGCGCGCCCGCCGUGCACGGCGCGCCGGCCUGCCUGCGCGACUUCCUUGACGGCGCGCUGGAACCCGACCCGGCGGCGCGCGCCACGUGCCUGGAGCUCUGCUUCAGCGAAUUUGGGGAGGCCGCGGGCGCGCUCGACCCGCUCGACUGGGUCCCGCAAGUGCGCGAGGCGCUCCCGCUGAUGACGGCGUUGGCGGAGCGGCGGGGCGCGCGCGGGACCGAGGCGCUCGCGGCCGCGGCGGCCGCGCACGCCGCGGAGGUGGCGGCGCUGUCUGCGGGCGCGGCGGGGCGCGAGGCGGCGCUUCAGGGGCGCGUGGCCGUGCUGGAGGCCGCGGCGCGGGAGGCUGCUGCGUGGGAGCAGCUCAAGGACAAGGCGGCGACGGCCGCGGCGGCAACGCACGCGGCACUGGUGGACGAGAACGCAGUUUUGAAGGCGCAGGUGGCGGCGCUGCAGGCGCGGCUGGCCGAGCUCAAGGGCGCCGGCAGGGCGGCGGUUGCGGCGGCCGCGGCAACCUCGGGGACCAGCGGCAGCUGGGGCGGCAGCGUGCGCGGCGCCAGCCGCACUAGCAGCGUCUGCAGCGGCGACGAUGGCGGGCUCUGUGCAGAGCUCCUGGUAUUGCGGCCGGCAUCGCCGCGGCUCAGCCUGGAUGGCGGAUCUGAGGUUGAGGCGGAGCAGGAGCAGAAAGACAAGAAAGAGAGCUGCACCAUGGCGCCCGGCACUGUGGCCGAGGCGGUGACAAAGGCAGCCGCUGAGGGCUGCGGGGAGUUGCACACCGCCAGCCGCGCCAGCAGCCGAAGCGUCAGCCCCAGCACUUCGCAGUUUGCUGAGACGCCCGCAGAUACCGACACUGAGGCCGGCUGUGGCAGCUGCACCGGUACCAGCAUCGCCGCGCCUGUGGUAGGUGCCAUGAAGCCCUGUGUUAUCGCGCGCGUGGCCGCGGCCUGCAGCACCACUGACAGCGACAGGGCCAGCACGCGUGGCGACGCGUUCGCGUCGCUCGACGCCGCUUCUGGCUGCGAGGCGGACGCGGCGGCUGUGAUUGCUGUUGUCUCACUCAACAGCAGCAACGACGGGGCCAGCAGCAAGAAGCUUCAGCCCAAGAGUGGCGGCGCCAAGCACCCCUACGUCGGCCUUGGCCGCUGCGACGUGCGCACGCCCGUGGAGCGCGUGCAGGGCGCGGCCCACAAGCUGCGCAAGGAGGCCGGCAAGGCGGCGGCGCUCUUCAAAGGCCUGCUGUGCGUCCGCGCGCACGCAGGACGCUGA